Sesamum indicum (sesame) is the source of this 767-nucleotide messenger RNA. It is a transcript of the gene SLY2, whose product is annotated as F-box family protein. Gene Ontology annotation, molecular function: protein binding. Gene Ontology annotation, biological process: gibberellic acid mediated signaling pathway; regulation of gibberellic acid mediated signaling pathway. The record is from RefSeq and is a predicted model, not a curated record. Lineage: Eukaryota; Viridiplantae; Streptophyta; Magnoliopsida; Lamiales; Pedaliaceae. Gene Ontology annotation, cellular component: SCF ubiquitin ligase complex.
UACUUCACUUUUCUCACAACUUUCACUUCACAUUUAUAUCACCUCAAUACCUUCAUUCUUCUUCAUAUUCAAGAAAAUUACUUACAUAUAAAUAUAUAUACAUAUAUAUAAUAUGGUGAAAGUUCAUGAACUGGUGGAUGAUGAAAAAUUAGAAAAGAGGGCCAAGUUCUGCAUCAAUGACAACAUGGAUGUGUUGAUUGAAAUCCUCAAGCGGCUAGACGACCGCUCCCUCGGCGUCGCCGCCUGCGUCUGCCGCCUCUGGUGCGCCCUGACUCGGAACGACGCCCUGUGGGAGCACCUCUGCUUCCGCCACCUUUCGCCCCCGCCGGAAGGGGUGAGGACGGUGGUGGUGGCUCUGGGAGGGUACCGGAGGCUGUACACCGUGUGCGUGAAGCCGGUGCUGAGUCGGCUGGGCAAAAUGAGAGUGGACGGCGGCGCAGCCACGGAGUUGGAGAGGCGGGUUUGGACUCGGCAUGAGGUGGAGCUUUCGCUGUCGUUGUUCUGUGUGGAUUAUUACGAAAGGGUGUUGCUCGGCGGCGGCGGCGGCAGUGGAGGCGGCGGCGGGAGAUUCGGCAGUGAGUCGGGUUCGCCUCCGUCGUCGCUCAUGUUCCUAUGCAAAGCUGUGAACGUCUGAUAUGGAAAUAGGUUGAUAUAGUAACUAUUUUUUAUUUGUUUGUUUUUGUUUUCUUGGUCAAAUUGACUAUUUAUCUACCGAUUUUUCAAUGUCAUUUAUUCAUAAAAUAUAACAUAUAAAUUCAGUUAUACGG